Messenger RNA from Bombus pyrosoma, 1147 nucleotides. Its product is annotated as omega-amidase NIT2. Gene Ontology annotation, biological process: L-glutamine metabolic process; oxaloacetate metabolic process. The record is from RefSeq and is a predicted model, not a curated record. Gene Ontology annotation, cellular component: mitochondrion. Gene Ontology annotation, molecular function: omega-amidase activity. Bases 44 to 916 code for a protein of 290 amino acids. The transcript is spliced from 6 exons. Lineage: Eukaryota; Metazoa; Arthropoda; Insecta; Hymenoptera; Apidae.
AUAUUGAUAUUGAGUAGUACCGUACAUAACCUCAAAGAACAUUAUGAUACUUACGAACAUCGCUAAACAAGUAGUGCGCACGAUGUCGACAUUUCGCUUGGCGUUGGUACAACUUGAAGUAAAUGAAGUAAAAAGCAAAAAUAUAGAGCGGGCAGUUUCCUACAUUUCAAGCGCGAAAGAGCACAAUGCCGAUAUUAUCGCUCUUCCUGAAUGCUUUAAUUCACCAUAUGGAAUACAAUAUUUUCCAAAAUACGCCGAGAGUAUUCCUGAUGGUGAAACGAGCGUUGCUUUAUCGAAGGCAGCUAAAGAAAACAGCAUUUAUGUAGUUGGUGGUACGAUACCUGAAAUAGAGGGCGAUAAAUUGUACAAUACCUGUACUAUUUGGGGUCCCGAUGGAGCUUUGAUAGCAAAACACCGGAAGGUACAUCUAUUCGAUAUCGACAUUCCUAAUAAGAUUACUUUCCGAGAGAGUGAUUCACUCAAUCCUGGUAACUCUCUAACUAUGUUUGAUGUGAAGGGCUGCAAAAUAGGUAUUGGCAUUUGCUAUGAUAUUAGGUUCGAGGAAAUGGCACGCAUUUAUCGGAACAAAGGUUGCCAAAUGCUGAUGUAUCCAGCGGCAUUCAAUAUGACCACUGGACCACUGCACUGGUCAUUACUUCAGCGUUCCAGAGCGAACGACAAUCAAUUAUACGUCGCCUGUAUAUCACCGGCUCGUGUUCCUUCAGCAAGUUACGUCGCAUGGGGACAUACACAGUUGACCAAUCCCUGGGGAAAGAUCCUUUACGAUUUGGAAACUCAAGAGAAUAUGGUGGUCACCGAUAUCGAUCUGAAAGUUGUUGAGGAAGUAAGGGCUCAAAUACCUACAUUUUCUCAGAGACGUACAGAUUUGUACGAUACUGUCUGGAAGAAGGAGUAAUUCUACACUGAAACAGAAAAUGUUUUUUUUAUAAUAUUUCUACCACAAUACCCUCUUUUUAUGAAUUAUUACUAAUUACUUAUCAUUUGUACUAAAUGAAUGACUCAAUUAAAAAAACCAAAACGUUAUAAAUAAUAAUCUGUGUAUCUUGUGUACCAAUAUGUAAUUGGAUAUUGCAAUAAUAUAGGAAUGUGCUUGAUCAGGGAUAUAAUAAAGGACACGUGAAGACUA